Lingula anatina is the source of this 1725-nucleotide messenger RNA. RefSeq names its product endosomal/lysosomal proton channel TMEM175-like. The record is from RefSeq and is a predicted model, not a curated record. Lineage: Eukaryota; Metazoa; Brachiopoda; Lingulata; Lingulida; Lingulidae. Gene Ontology annotation, molecular function: potassium channel activity; proton channel activity.
ACUUUCUUACCUCCCACAAGUAAAGAACUGCUGAAGAGAGAACUAGCCUGACAGAGUUUAGGAUAAAUAACGUUGCUGACUGUGAUGUAGAAAUGGAUAGCAGUGUCUCAAGUUUUGAAAACCGCGUCCCAAGCUCAGGUCGCGUUGCUGCAUACUCAGACGCUGUGUUUUCAAUAAUUGCCACGGUUAUGAUUCUUCCAGUUACUCACACUGUAAUUCCAGAAAAUAAGGAUCUUCGCUCAACCCUGAUACGUCUUAUCCCAAAUAUUACAGUAUAUAUAGUUUCUUACUUAAUUGUGUCAGGAAUCUGGAUUUCUCAUGUUUGGCUGUUUGAAACAAUCCAGAGAGCUGAUGAGGUUGUUCUGUUUUUAAAUCUGGCUUUGUUAAUGGUUGUUACAUUUACCCCUUUUGUAUUCACACUUCUUGGACAGUUUUCUGAGUCAAUGGAAUAUUUGGAGAAAUAUGAUGUUUUACCUGUGGUGCUGUUUGCUGCUACAUUCAUGUGCCUAUUUGGAAUACAGAUAGUCCUUAUUUAUUAUGUGUUCAAAGUGGAGAGGAUAAUGAAAGUAGAAGUUGUCCAAAAUGAAGACAAGAUGCAGCAAAGAAAUGCCAUGUUGUGGGGCGCAGGAAUUCCCAUGAUUCUCUGCAUAUUAGCCAUCAUCUGUGCCCCCUUCUCACCCUUAGUGGGUUUAAUAGUGCUUGCACUAAUUGUUGCAUCAGGUGCUAUAAGGAAGUGGGCCUACAAGAUAUAUGAAAAAUACAGAGGAAAUAGGGACAGCUCCAUGCUUCUACAUAUAAAUGUUAGACACAGACUUCUUAAGGAAGUUGUCAACAAAGAGAGAGUGGAGUGCUUCAGCGAUGGAGUCUUUGCGAUUGUUGCAACACUUAUCAUAUUGGAUAUUUGUGAAGAUGACAUCCCUACCAUAGAUGAUGUCCGAAAGUUUGGUACUGUUUCUGCAGCAUUGUCUCAGCACAGUAACAUUUAUGUGGCUUAUGCUGCAACCUUUAUAGCAGUAGGACUGUUAUGGUCUAUGCAUCAUACACUUUUACAUUAUAUGAUGAAUAUGAACCGACUGAUGGUUUUCUUCAAUAACUUGGCAUUGGCCUGUAUUGGCCUCAGUCCUCUGGCAUUCAAGAUGACAACUGCAUUUGAAGAUCAUAAAUAUGGUAACAAUAGUAUGACAGCUGUCCAGUUCAAUACAGCCAUCUUAUUCCUGGCAGCCAUUUUCCAGGUGGCAGUAUGGGUGACAGCUCUCUUUCACCAGAAUGUUCACGUGACGCAGGAAGCAGCCUAUUCCGGCAGAGACCAUGCCUACAUCACCAUAAAAUUGUCCAUCUUUCCACUCCUUAGUUUGCUGAUUUACUUCAUGAGUUUUGCAUCAGAAGCUAUAUCUGUAACAGUUUUCAAUGCGAUGCUUCUUGGAAGUCCAGCGUUGUUCUUGCUUUUGCGUGUUUUGUACCCCCAGUGCACCAAAUUCUGUAGCAGAAGAAGGAAUGCACACCAGGCAGCGCUGUCAAUAAUACGCCAAGAAGUGCCACCACAACUGUUUGGAGACAAUUAAGAUUAUUUGACUUAUAAUCAAAAUAUACUGCAUUUAAAAAUACAUUUGAUGUAUGUUUAUUAUUAUAUCAUUGUUGCAUAAAAUGGAAUUUAUUGUGGCAGCUAAAGGAUUUUAAAACACACAUAGCCUUUGAUUAUGCGCAAAAAUAAUUUUUGGAAAAAAG